AUGCAACGUGUCUCAGUAUUGAUAUUUUAUUCGGAAGAAAUUAUAUCUCGGAAGAAAUUAGUAUGCCAGCAUGGUUUUACGAGUGAAGAGGAUGCACCGUGCACAUCGCUGGCAAAAGAGCCGAUCGUGUUCUGUGGUCUUCGUUCUGCUGCUUGUAUGAUUCUGUUCGGUGAUGCAGUGCACAAUUUCAUCGAUGGAGUAGCAGUAGGAGCCAGUUUCGCAAUUUCUUCACGACUUGGUCUAACAACCAGUAUCGCUGUGAUAUGUCAUGAACUACCACAUGAAAUCGGUAAUUCCCUAUUUGGAUUUGUUCCUUGG
Molecule: messenger RNA, 318 nt
Organism: Anisakis simplex (herring worm)
Lineage: Eukaryota; Metazoa; Nematoda; Chromadorea; Rhabditida; Anisakidae
Source: the annotation of a GenBank genome assembly